Messenger RNA from Volvox carteri f. nagariensis, 2508 nucleotides. RefSeq lists its product as uncharacterized. NCBI's taxonomy places the organism in Eukaryota, Viridiplantae, Chlorophyta, Chlorophyceae, Chlamydomonadales, Volvocaceae. The record is from RefSeq and is a predicted model, not a curated record. The transcript has 16 exons. Bases 1 to 2019 code for a protein of 672 amino acids.
AUGGAGAACGAAAUGCAGCAACAAAAGGCAGCUGCUCGGGCAUCCCAUCGCAAAUUGGAGCAUCUCAACUUUGACAACCUGACGUUGCGGGCUCUGCCCCUGGACCCUAUCAAAGGCGGCCCGCUAGUGGUCGCUUCCCCCGAGGCUCUAGCUUUGCUGGAUGUGGAUCCUGCCGAGAUCGACCGGCCCGACUUUGCCGAGUACUUCUGUGGGAACAAGCUACUGCCUGGGGCUGAAGCCGCCGCGCACUGCUACUGCGGCCACCAGUUCGGCUACUUCAGUGGGCAGCUGGGGGAUGGAGCGGCCAUGUACCUGGGGGAGGUGGUGAAUAGUCGUGGCGAGCGGUGGGAGCUGCAGUUCAAGGGCGCCGGGAAGACGCCGUACAGCCGACAGGCCGAUGGUCGCAAGGUUCUCCGUUCCUCCCUUCGAGAGUUCCUUUGUAGCGAGGCCAUGUAUCAUCUGGGAGUGCCAACCACACGGGCCGGCACGUGCGUUACGUCAGACACCCGAGUCGUGCGUGACGUGUUUUAUGACGGUAACGCCAUUCUGGAGAAGGCAACGAUCAUCACACGUAUCGCGCCAACCUUUUUGCGAUUCGGGUCGUUCGAGAUCUUCAAGCCCGUAGAUGCCUUUACAGGUCGCCGAGGCUCAUCUGCGGGUCAGGAGGUGGCCAUGCUGCCCACCUUGCUGCACCACACCAUCCGUACAUACUUCCCCGACAUAUGGGCCUCCCAUCAGGGUGACGCCAUCUCCGCGGGGGUGGGGGUGGCCUCUGAUGGCAGCGGCGGUGCGCCCUGGCCGCCAGAGGGGGGCCUGGAGGUGGAGGCCCGGCUGCAAGCCAUGUACCUGGACUGGCUGAUAGAGGUGACCCGCCGCACUGCCUCACUUGUCGCCGCCUGGCAGUGCGUGGGCUGGUGUCACGGGGUGCUCAACACCGACAACAUGAGCGUAGUGGGAGUGACACUGGAUUACGGACCUUUCGGUUUCCUGGACCGCUACGACCCGGACCACAUUUGCAACGGCUCCGACGACAGCGGCCGUUACGACUACAAGAGCCAGCCGGACAUUUGCAGGUGGAACUGUGAGAAGCUCGCUGAGGCCAUUCGUACGGUGCUUCCCGAGGCCAGGGGCAAGCGGGCUGUGGCAGAGACCUUCGACCCCGUGUACCGCAGGACCUAUCUGGGCCUCAUGCGGCGCAAGUUGGGACUGGCGACACCAAGGGAGGGCCUGGAAGGGGAGAUGGCAGAUGUUGGAGAUAUCGAUGCGGACGCGGGUGAGGACGAGAUGCUGGUUUCGGAGCUCCUGACGGUGAUGGAGGAGACGGGCGCAGACUUCACCAACACCUUUAGGCAAGCACAGGGCCGAGCCGAACCCUCAUCGACCGCGGUGGUGGAGGCGGGCGGUGUGCUGGACUACAUCCUGACACAGAUGUUGGCGAUGUUGGCGGGGAAGAACCCUGAGCUGCUGCACCAAAUGGGCCUUACACCGCAGAUGCUGAACGCCGAGAUGGCGAGGCUCAAGCGCUCCGAGCAAUUGGCCAAGCAAAAUGACGAGGACAAACGGCUCCGCGACCGGGAGCGGUGGGCAGCCUGGCUGGCGUCGUACGGCGCCCGCCUCCAGCGCGCCAUGGCAGCCGGCCGGCUCGAUGCUGGGAUGCGGCCGGCGGUUAUGAACGCAACAAACCCGCGCUUUAUCUUGCGGAAUUGGAUUGCCCAGCAAGCUAUCGAAAAGGCGGAGAAGGGCGACUUUUCGGAGGUGACCAGGGUAUAUGCGCUAUUGCGUAAUCCAUUCAGCGAUGAGGACGUUUCGGAGCUGCUACGAAACGUGGACGCCAAGACCGGUACCGUUGCGGCGGCGGCAGCGGCGGCGGCGGCACCCGGUGCGGCGGCGGCGCCGCCAGCGGGCCCUGAAGCGGCCUCCGGUACCGCCGCCGAGCCAGGCGUGUCGUGCAGUUUGCCUGUGUACGACGGACGGCCGCCGGGCUGGGCCGCUAAGCUCUGCGUCACGUGCUCGUCUUAAGGAUUCGAACUGGAACAUUAAGUGGAAUUGGAUGGCCCUAUCACUACGGUGUUUCUAACAAAUGGGGGAUGGGUGUUUUUAGAGGAGUGUCUUGGCUGGGUUUUGCUGUAAUAAAGAGGUUGUGGCCAGUAUCGAUAGCCAAGCCAGGAGGUCAAGUGUAGGACGAGAUCAGCAGGGAGCUGGUUCGCUGUUACUCGGUUCGCUUUUGCUUGUUCGUGCCUCAAGUGAAAUAAGCGUGCCGGCAGAUGUGAGAGAUGAAGCGACGCGAAGUGUGAGCGGCUGUGAGUGCUGGCUGGCAGUGGGUUGGGUUAUGCCCUUCGCUGCGGUCGUCAGUUCGUCUGUAGUGAUGUUACGGAGUGGGGGGCGAGGGAGGGAGCCGUAUACAUGAGUACAUUUACGCGCUUGGUUGUUCAAUCGGCCAGUUGACCAAUUCGGUUGCGUCUGCCCGUCAGGCCUUCGCUACGGAUAACAACUUGUAAGACCGUGUAC